AUGGAACAUGUGUCGACGCUCUGUGCAAUUGGCACAGUUGGAAUCGCCGCCACGGGCUUUGCCCUGGGCAGGAACGAGGCGAGCCAACCACAACCUCCACCGCCCGCUCCCAAGCGGCGACGUUCUAUCUUUCGAAACAGUUAUUCUUCUCCUUUGGCCCGUGUCCUAGAUAUGUCGUCGCCCCCGGCUGACGCAUUGACUGCUCGUUCGUCUUCCAAUGCGCAUAGGCCAGCAACUUCCCAUAUUCCUCCUCCCAAGCCAGUGGAUGAUUUCUCAAGGAGCAGUCCAGAUACAGCACAUCCGGUGAAAGAUAUACCACAAGAAGCCCCAAGGACUCGUCCGCGUCGUCGAACUUAUGUGGGGCCCCUCCCUUUGUCUGUUAUGUCUGGUGAUGAUUCUACAAUUGAGCCUCUAGUAGCAUCCCCUACGGGAAGGCCGUCUUCAUCUUGGCUACGGCGCCUUUCCAUAAUAUCUUCAUCUCAAAACGACAGCCCUCUCUCAGGCUCGCGGCCGGACUCGCCAUCUCUCAGUGGGUCCACGAGUCCCUUCUUCUCUUCUCCUUUUCGCAUGGAUCAAGCACCCAAUAAGUUGGUUAAACGAUCCUCAUCACAGCGUGUCCUAGCAAAUUCCCAUUUGCAGGGGACGGGAUCCGGAUCUCUCGCAGCACCCGCUCCAAUUCUACGGCGACCAGCCACUAGCCACCAAAGACUUGCAAAUAUGAGACAACAGUCGUCCACCGACAGCCGCAUGCAAUUGGAACCUCCAUAUUCCCCCCUUUACCCUCCCAAACAGACGCCGUCAGAAACGUUUGAUUCAACGAAUGGGACUUGGAGACCAUACUUCCGGUCUGAAUAUCCCUAUUCUCCGGAGAUUAGACGGCGUCCGUCCGCAAGACAUAGAGAUCGUUCCCCUCGUCGACUCGUACCCGAACCUGGUGUUGUCCCUACAUUACUUCUUUCAUCCUCCAUAACCCGUGAAACCCCCAAUCACACAUAUAGACACGACCAGACUAGAGCUUGUAUUAACCACAAUGACACAAUUCCAGUUGACUCAGCUACUCAACCUAUACCAAUAGGUGAGCGGAGUCCGCAGCACUCCCUUUCUGUUGGUGAAAGAGAAACAGGAACUUCGCCGGCUUCAUGGAAAUCAUCAGCCCAGGGAAAUCUGGGGCGCCGUCGUGGGUUUUCGUUCCCUAAGGAGUGCUCCAUAGAACCCGAUUCGCUCUCGGACGAUCUAGCCGCUAAACUUGAGGGGUUAGGUGUAAACUCAAUGCGGCUUCGGAAAAGGAGACCAGUCACUGAUGUAGAUCUAUUCAGGCGUCGAUCGUCUUCUUCGCCAAUAGAAUUUACUCUCAACCAGCUUAACCCUAUAGUCUCAGAAAACAACUCCCCCAAAUCUCGCCUCCGCCGGCGCCCGCAAUUUGCAGAACUCCGUGGCGAAUUUCCCCUUGGACAGAUCUGGGGAGCAGUCGCUUAA
Messenger RNA from Histoplasma mississippiense, 1476 nucleotides. RefSeq lists its product with no specific name. The record is from RefSeq and is a predicted model, not a curated record. Lineage: Eukaryota; Fungi; Ascomycota; Eurotiomycetes; Onygenales; Ajellomycetaceae. Bases 1 to 1476 code for a protein of 491 amino acids. The transcript is spliced from 3 exons.